This is a messenger RNA of Achroia grisella, 1348 nucleotides long. RefSeq lists its product as uncharacterized. The record is from RefSeq and is a predicted model, not a curated record. The transcript is spliced from 2 exons. Lineage: Eukaryota; Metazoa; Arthropoda; Insecta; Lepidoptera; Pyralidae. The coding region runs from base 46 to 1293 and encodes 415 amino acids. Gene Ontology annotation, biological process: lipid metabolic process. Gene Ontology annotation, cellular component: periplasmic space. Gene Ontology annotation, molecular function: glycerophosphodiester phosphodiesterase activity.
GAAGAAAGUUGAAAUAAACUGCGAAAUUAGCAUCGGCACUUUUUUAUGUUCACUGCUGGUAACAAAAUGUCAAUAAAUGCUUUUUACUGGAAAUGUCUUACUAUCAUAUAUGUCGUUACAUCUAUUACACAAGCGGACAAUGGACCAAAAAUAUCAACAGCAGACGUUUGUAGUCCAUUGGUAAUAGCCCAUCGUGGUGCGAGCGGGUACGUUCCCGAGCAUACCCUGGGCGCCUAUGCCCUCGCAGUCACUAUGGGGUCCGACUACAUAGAACCGGACAUUGUUAUAACAAAAGAUGGGCAUCUAAUCGCUCGACAUGAUAAUGAGUUGGGACUUACCACGGAUGUAUCAGAUCAUCCUGAGUUUCAAUCGCGUUAUCGAAAUCAAAAUGUUGACGGUAGACCGAUAGCUGGCUGGUUCACUGAAGACUUUACCUUGGCAGAAAUAAAGACAUUGCGCGCGAUUGAACGCAUACCAAAUGAAAGACCUGGUAACGCUAGAAUGGAUAAAUCAUUUGAUGUUCCCACAUUACAAGAAAUUAUAGAUCUUGCUAAGAGCAUGCAAGGUAUUUACUGUAGGGAAAUAGGCAUAUAUCCAGAAAUUAAACACGGUACUCAUUUUCAGCGACUUGGAUUGGCUAUGGAAAAACCUUUGGUUGAUAUAUUACAUAAGAACGGAUACACUGGUCCUGAAGCACCUAUAUAUAUACAAUCAUUCGAAGUAAACAACUUAAAAGAGUUGAAGAAUCUGACCGAACUACGCUUGAUACAAUUAUAUGGUUCACGUUUAUUACGACCAUAUGAUCAAUCUGUACUUGGUACAAAUCUUACUUAUGGCGAAAUGGCAACAAUCCAGGGCCUGAGAAAUGUGGCAAAAUAUGCACAUGCUGUAGGUCCAGAGAAAAACUAUGUAAUACCACGCACAUUACAAAAUAACCUAGGUGUUCCUACAGAUUUUGUAUCUGAUGCGCACACAGCUGGACUAAAAGUACAUCCGUAUACUUUCCGCUCUGAAAACCGAUAUCUUCCUAGUGAGUUCCAGAGUAAUGACACAUCCCCAGCUGCUAUCGGUAACGUUAAAGGAGAAAUAAAUGCUUUUUUGAAUGCUGGAAUAGAUGGACUCUUUGCUGACCAGCCAGAUGUACCUGUUAUUAUACGGGGACAAUGUGCGAUUGAGGUACCGGAAUGUCAGUUUCGACGAAAUUCAGCUAGACAAUUAGUUGCUGUUAUAUGGUUGAAUGUAACAUUAAUUAUGUUAAGUCUAUUGUAUUCAAUAUCUACUGUGUCUAGUUAAGAUUCUAGAUAGGUACUAUAUUUUUUUAAAUUUUGUGUUAUGACCUACCUGUAAU